Molecule: messenger RNA, 1430 nt
Organism: Symbiodinium pilosum
Lineage: Eukaryota; Dinophyceae; Suessiales; Symbiodiniaceae
Source: the annotation of a GenBank genome assembly
GUUUAUCAAGCCCUUGCACAUUGGAAGAUCGCGCACAGCGAGCCGUGCUCGCAGGGCUGUGCUUGCUUGGAUCGCUCAUUCUGGAGAUGGGCAGUCAUUGCGUCGCCGUGAUCCCACAGACGUACGUCGCUGGAUGGCUUCUGUUAGCGUGUGCUGUUUUAUGUGUACAAGUUUUCACUCCUUCCCGUUGCAAUUUCCAACAAGAGCCAUCGGCAAUCGCAGAUGGCAUUUUUCGAUGUUACGCGCAGUUGUGUUUCGCACUUGGCCGCCGACGUUUGCAUCUUCAGACCGGCGCCUCAGCUUUGAUGCCAGGGCUGCCAUGUUCACAACAAGCAUUUGCUGAGCCUGGCACUUUGUCUGCAGCAUGUCCGCGCAAGAUGCUGCAAACUGCAGGAAGCGAGCAGGGCAGAUGCAGCCGAACAGCAAUGUUCAAUAGAGGUUCCGGUCUGCAACAGGAGCAAACUUCCCAGAGACGGUGCUGUCAAGUCUGGGGAAGCACAGAUGCGGCCACGGCGGUGACAUUGAAGUCCAAAACUCGAACGGAGGUGUUUGGACUUGUUAAGCACAAAAGUGUGAAAAUACGACCGAAAGAUGAAUUGUCGACAGAGCUUCCAAAUGAUCCCCGUUGUACACUUGAGACUGGCAGGAUGUUGUUAGAGAACGUGCACUUCUUUUGGUGUUGGCCGCUGGCAGCUUUUGGCGCAGUUGCGGAAGUUGUAACCAGGAGAUCUGCAUCGCUUUCCUUCGCAGAUGAUCAAGAUUGCGAAGACCUUGUUUGCCAGCAUCCAAAGCAGAAGGUAUCCGUUUCUUCAACAAAUUGCAAGAUGCGAUCGCGAGAUCUGCCUCCAGUUACAACCAUUUCUCAACCGAAGCAACGCCUUGGGGACAGUAUGUUUGCGUCGCGCACGCAAGUCCCUGGAAAGGGCACAAGAGAGUCUGCAUGCAGCGUUGUUUUGCAUCCAGAGAAGGAGAACAUCGAGCCUGUCAAACUAAUGGCAGAAGCCCAGACUACACAGCUGAUGGGUUGUUCUUCCAAGACGAAGCCCAAAGGCAUCUGCCAGGGAAGUUCUUCUGCGGUCCAUAUGGCUGUUCAAGCGGACAUGGAGUUGAGUGCAGGAACAAAGGCAAGACUUCAGCUUGGGAGAAGAUGCCAGGGUCAGACGCGAAACCACAACAACGGUUUGGUGAAUUCGGAGCUUUCUUUGAGGGAGCAGGCAUCUAUUGGCAAGUUGGGUGCGCCCGGUUUUGUCGAAUGUCCUGUUCCAUGCGAGGUCUUCAUUGAUCCAGAGUUCCGGGAAGCGCCUCAGGAUGCAGCUUCACUUGCUCGCGUCCUUGACCGUGCUGAGAGAGUCCAUGGCGAGGUGAUGAAACUCCUUCGGCAGCAGCGCAAGUCUCUUCAGGUCUGCUGCCUCACCGCGAUGGAUCGGUGA